Molecule: messenger RNA, 4668 nt
Organism: Tripterygium wilfordii
Lineage: Eukaryota; Viridiplantae; Streptophyta; Magnoliopsida; Celastrales; Celastraceae
Product: endoribonuclease Dicer homolog 2
Exons: 23
Coding region: 312-4511 (1399 amino acids)
Biological process (GO): siRNA processing
Cellular component (GO): cytoplasm; nucleus
Molecular function (GO): ribonuclease III activity; ATP binding; protein binding
Source: RefSeq, a predicted model, not a curated record
UUAAAUUUCCUUCUUUGGAGCCACUGUUUCUUCCCCAAAAUCUUUCACCUUUUCCGUUGGUUGAUACCCUGCGGCUGAAUUGAUUUUCCUUUAGAGACAGAGAGAGGGUUGCGCAUUGUUUCUUCAAUCACUACCACACACAGUUGCCUCUGUUUUCUGUUGUUAAAUCUUCUUCUUUUUAGAGGGAAAGAGAGAAGAAGAUACUUCUGUAUCGUUUUUUAUUUAUUUCUUUUUCAUACUUCUAUGACUGAAGAGUUUCCUUACUGCAUUGUUUUGAUUUCCUUCAUCUUGAAUGCCUGUAUUGAACAGAUAUGGAACCAACUACCCUGGAAAUUGGCAUGUCCCAGCAACCAUCCCUUGAUACCCUCUCUUUUGCCAGAAGUUAUCAGAUCGAGGCACUGGAAAAGGCGAUUAAGCAUAACACAAUUGUGUUCUUGGAGACUGGCUCUGGCAAGACCUUGAUUGCCAUCAUGCUUCUUCGCAACUAUGCUUAUCUUAUUCGCAAGCCUUCACCUUUCAUUGCUAUCUUCUUGGUUCCCCAAGUUGUCUUGGUUCGCCAACAAGCUGCAGCAUUAGAAAUGCACUGUGACUUGAAAGUGGGAAUGUAUUGGGGAGAUAUGGGGGUCGACUACUGGGAUGCUGCUAUGUGGAAUCAGGAACUAAGCGGAAAAGAGGUACUUGUGAUGACACCACAAAUUUUGCUUAGUGGCCUGAGGCAUAGCUUCUUCAAACUAGACAUGAUAAAGGUUUUAAUCAUGGAUGAGUGCCAUCAUGCAAGGGGUAAACACCCCUAUGCGUGCAUUUUGACGGAGUUCUAUCACCCUCUUUUGAGGUCUCAUAACUCAUAUCUUCCAAGGAUAUUUGGGAUGACAGCUUCUCCUAUAAAAUCAAAAUGUGAACCUUCCGAGAUAAGUUAUUGGCAAAAAAUUAAUGAGCUUGAGACAAUAAUGAAUUCAAAGGUUUACACAUGUCACAAUGAAUCUGUGCUUGCUGAAUUUGUACCAUUUUCAACCCCAAAAUUCAAGAUUUACAAGCGCAUGGGAGUUCCUUCUGCAUUAUCUGAAAAUUUAAUGGAGAAAUUGCAGAUCUUGGAAAAAAAGCAUGAAAGCUCAUUGAGGAAUUUGGAUCUACGUCAAUCUACUGUGUUAUCUAUGGUCAAGAAAAUUUCAAAGAUACGCUCGAAUUUGGCAUAUUGUUUGCUGGAUCUUGGUGUUUGGUUGGCUUUGAAGGCUGCAGAGUCAUUGUCUUGCUAUAAAAGUGACUUUUUUUCUUGGGGCAAAUUAGAUGUUUUUGGUGAAGCAACUCUUAAAAAAUUUAGCCUGGAAGCUUCUCAGACAUUGGCAACUUAUAUACCACCUGGUCUUAACUGGUCUAUUGGUGAUAAUAUUGAAUCCAGCUUGGAUGCAGGCCUUUUAACUACAAAAGUUAGGUGCCUUAUCGAAUGUCUCCUUGAAUACAGGUUGGAAUUAGACGACAUAAGAUGCAUAGUUUUUGUGGAAAGGGUCAUUGCAGCCGUUGUUCUUCAAUGUCUAUUGGAUGAGUUGCUUCCAAAGUACUGUAGCUGGAAGACCAAGUACAUUGCAGGAAACAACUCCAGUAUGCAAGUCCAGACAAGGAGAAAACAACAUGAAAUUGUGGAAGAAUUCCGUAAAGGAAUGGUGAAUAUUAUUGUGGCAACAUCAAUUCUCGAGGAGGGUCUGGAUGUUCAAAGUUGCAACUUGGUCCUUAGAUUUGAUCCGUCAGCCACAGUUAGCAGUUUCAUACAGUCCAGAGGUCGAGCUAGGAUGCAGAAUUCAGAUUAUGUCUUAAUGUUGGAGAGCGAGGAUUUGUCAACACAUUCUCGAAUGAAGAAUUAUCUUGCUAGUGGAGACAUAAUGAGAAAGGAGUCCCUACGCCAUGCUCAUGAUCCUUGCCCAUCUCUCAAAAGUGAUCAAUUCGAUGAGGAGUUUUAUCGCGUUGAAAGCACUGGAGCUAUUGUAACCCUAACUUCAAGUGUUGGGUUGAUUUACUUCUAUUGCUCACGGCUCCCUUCUGAUGGAUAUUAUAAACCUGCUCCAAGGUGUGAGAUAGACAAGGAGAUGGAGACUUGUGUUUUGCAUCUUCCCAAGACUUGCCCAAUUCGAGCAGUUACUGCACAGGGUGACGUAAAACUUCUCAAGAAAAAGGCAUGCCUUGAAGCAUGCAAGCAGCUCCAUCACGUGGGUGCUUUAACGGACAACCUUGUUCCUGAUAUUGUAGUUGAAGAAGCUGUCGCACAAGGACUUGGACUUGAGCCUUACAAUGACGAACAGCACUGUUAUUUCCCAUCUGACCUGGUCAAUCAGGAUCCAUGCAACUCGAAGAAAAAAUAUCACUGUUACUUGAUCAAGUUAAAGCAGAACUUCACUCAUGAUAUUUCUGUUCACGAUGUCAUGCUCGUAAUGGGAAGUGAACUUGAGGCUGAUGUUGGAGGUAUAAAUUUCCCUUUAGAAGCUAAUAGAGGUGUGCUGACAGUGACUUUAAUGUAUGUCGGGGUUAUACAACUUACCCCAGAGCAGAUUGUUAUGUGUAGACGGUUUCAGGUCACUCUUUUCAGGGUUCUCAUGGAUCAUAAUCUGAAUAAAUUAAUGAAGAUGAGUGAUUUUCAGUUGGGGAAUGAUCUUGAAGUUGAUUAUUUUCUUCUCCCAUCUAUCUGCAAGGGUAACAGAUCUAUGAUUGAUUGGUCAACUAUCAGAUCUGUAUGGUUCUCCUAUGCAAAUACUUGGAAGGACCACUUGAACUGUCCCCAUAAGGGUAAUGUUCAUGUCAUACGGACCCAAAGUGGUCCGGUAUGCUCAUGCAUGAUAGAGAAUUCUUUGGUCCACACACCUCACAAUGGCCACCUAUAUUGCAUCAAUGGUUUUUUAAAGGACGUGAAUGCAAACUCAAUUUUUACUUUGAAGGAUGGAGACAAGAUCACGUACGAACAAUACUAUAAAGAUCGGUGUGGCAUCGAGUUAUGUUUUAACCACCAAUCGUUUCUCAAUGGGCGACACAUUUUGACUGUGCCAAAUUACCUUGAUAGGAACAGAAAACAAAAAGAGAAAGAAUCUAGAAAUGCGUCUGUUGAGUUGCCUCCUGAACUUUGCCACAUCAUCAUGUCCCCAAUAUCAAUCAGUACAUUUUAUUCUUUCUCAUUUGUUCCAUCAAUCAUGCAUCGGCUUGAGUCUUUGCUCAUCGCCGUCAACUUAAAGAAGAUGCAUCGGGAUCAUAGCUCUCAAAACAUCAGUAUUCCAACUAUCAAGAUUUUGGAAGCAAUCACUACAAACAGUUGCCGAGAAAAGUUUAAUUUAGAAUCACUGGAAACUCUCGGGGACUCUUUUCUCAAGUAUGUCACAUGCCAACAGUUAUUUAAAACCUAUCCAAACCAUCAUGAAGGCCUUCUUAGUGUUAAGAAGGAUACAAUUAUCUCCAACGUUGCACUUUGCAAGCUGGGAUGUGAUCGCAAACUUCCGGGCUUUAUUCGUAAUGAGUCCUUCGAGCCGAAGAAGUGGAUGAUUCCUGGAGAUAAGUCUGAAAGUGUUACUCUAGAGGAGGAUAUUCUUUCUAAUAACAUAAAGAUAUUUAGUACAGGACGUCGAAGCAUUAAAAGUAAGACAGUUGCUGAUGUCGUCGAGGCACUUAUUGGAGCCUACCUGAGCACAAAUGGAGAAAUAGCGGCGUUAUUGUUCAUGGAUUGGAUUGGAAUUAAGGCUGAUUUUAUUAAUGUGCCAUGCGAUAGACCAUUAAUACUCAACCCAGAGAGAAUGGUUAAUGUUCACUGCUUAGAGUCUCUCCUCAACUAUUCAUUCAAUGACCGAUCUCUGUUAGUGGAGGCGUUGACCCAUGGUUCUUACAUGCUUCCGGAGAUUCCAACAUGUUACCAGCGACUUGAAUUUCUUGGAGACUCGGUGUUAGACUACUUAAUCACCUUACAUCUGUUUUGUAAAAAUCCGGGGAUGUCCCCCGGAUUGUUGACAGACAUGAGGUCUGCUUCUGUGAACAAUGAUUGUUAUGCACGAUCUGCUGUUAAAUUUGGCUUACAUAAACACAUCCUACAUGCGUCCCCUGAACUCCAUAAGCAUAUUAUUGAGACUGUUAGCAACUUUGAACAACUAUCUUCUGGGUUGACGUAUGGAUGGGAAUCUGAGACAUCUUUUCCCAAGGUUCUGGGUGAUGUUAUAGAGUCUCUGGCAGGUGCAAUCCUCAUUGAUUCAUGUUACAACAAGGAGAUUGUCUUCAAGAGUAUAAGGCCACUUUUGGAGCCAAUGAUUACUCCUGAGACAGUGAGGUUACAUCCUGUGAGAGAGCUUAAUGAACUGUGCCAGAAAGAACAUUUUGAACAGAGAGAACCGGUUGUGAAUCGUAACAAUGGGGUGGCUUCCAUUACAAUAGAGGUGGAAGCUAAUGGUAAAAUAUUCAAGCACACUGCCACAGCUUCUGAUAAGAAGAUGGCGAAGAAGUUGGCAUGUAAAGAAGUUUUGAAGAGUCUGAAGGAGAGCAUGACACAGUAGAAGAAAAAUUCAUAUAUGUAUACGCUUGGUUGGAAUUGCAUGGUAUCAGUGCAACAAAGUAGUUAGAAGUCAAGUGGUUUUUUGAAUAUGUAACUUUACGAGUGAAUAUUAUUGAGAUUUUUAAUACAAAUAUCCGGAAAGAUUCUUGCAACGUUCA